This is a messenger RNA of Colletotrichum gloeosporioides, 855 nucleotides long. RefSeq names its product Cis-2 3-dihydrobiphenyl-2 3-diol dehydrogenase. The record is from RefSeq and is a predicted model, not a curated record. Gene Ontology annotation, cellular component: intracellular anatomical structure. Gene Ontology annotation, molecular function: oxidoreductase activity, acting on NAD(P)H, oxygen as acceptor. NCBI's taxonomy places the organism in Eukaryota, Fungi, Ascomycota, Sordariomycetes, Glomerellales, Glomerellaceae. The transcript has 2 exons. Bases 1 to 855 code for a protein of 284 amino acids.
AUGGAGAAGCUUUUUGAGAAGAAAGGCCUCGCCAUUAUUACAGGAGGAGCCUCUGGCAUUGGUCUGGCACUGGCACAAAAAUGUGUCAAAGCAGGCAUGUUUGUCAUCGCUUGCGACAAGGACCAGCACGCCGUCAAGUAUGUCAUGGAAACAUACGGUCAAUCCAUCAAAGCAGUUCACAUGGAUGUCAGUCAGUCUGAUGACUGGGUAGCAUUGAGAAGGAUAGUUGAUGACGAAUAUUCGGGCCGUGUUGCUCUUUUGGUCUUGAACGCAGGGAUCAAGCCCGAGUCUUCUUUUGACUCUGUAGCCUCCUUUCAUACCACCUUCAAUACCAAUGUUUUUGGAGUGGUCUUUGGCAUUGGCGCGCCCCUUCCAUCCGUCAAAGCGAGCGCCGAAGCUGGCAGUCGAUCUACUAUCGUCAUCACCGGCUCGAAGCAGGGCAUUACAAAUCCACCCGGCUACCCUGCGUACAACGCGUCCAAGGCAGCAGUAAGUUCCAUUGCGGAGCAGCUCAGUUUCGACUUGCGAAAUACCGAAAGGGUAUCAGUACAUCUUCUCGUCCCUGGAUGGACGCACACCGGCAUGGGUGGGAGAACCCCGCAGAUGAGUCUAUCCAAGCCCGAUGGCGCAUGGUGGCCGGAACAGGUGGUGGAAUACUUGGAGAAGAAAAUGCUAGAAGACCAGUUCUGGGUUCUUUGUCCGGAUAAUGAAGUGACCGAGUCUCUAGACCGAGCAAGAAUGCUGUGGAGUGCAGGCGAUGCAGUAGAAGGGCGCCCGCCAUUGAGCAGAUGGAGAGAAGAUUGGAAGGAUCCAGCUGAGCGCUUCAUUGAAGUCUACGAGGAGACUCGACAUUAG